Molecule: messenger RNA, 1305 nt
Organism: Candida tropicalis MYA-3404
Lineage: Eukaryota; Fungi; Ascomycota; Pichiomycetes; Serinales; Debaryomycetaceae
Exons: 1
Coding region: 1-1305 (434 amino acids)
Source: RefSeq, a predicted model, not a curated record
AUGGAAAAUAAGGAUACUCACAGUACUCACAGUCCUCCUCAACUAUAUCAACUUUCCUCAAAUGUUCAAUCUCAACAACAGCAACAACAACAACAACAGCAACAACUUCCAAAACAAGAGCCUCAAUCACAUCUACCGACGAGUUCCAAUAUUAAUCAACUGGAAAGUAUAACAAACCAGCAACAUACCACUAAUACAAACCCUCAAAUGCAAACGGAAUACGAAUAUUCUACAAUGGAUACUUUAUCCAAUCAAUACUUAAUGCAACAACAAUCUCAACAACCUCAUACAAGAACACCUCCUAGUUUCCAACAACAACAACAACAGCCUCCUCUACCUCCUCAACACCAACAGCAAGUUAUGGGAACCCCGCCUCAAGUGGUUCCUCCUACAUUAAAUAUGUCUACAUCCACCCCUCAAGUACAGUCAACUUCUUCUGCUCCACCACCUUCGCUUCAACAAUUUCAAGGUUUUUCUACUACAAAUAUUCAUGAUGAAUUAUCAAGAAGUAGUGCUGGUUUAGAAUUAAGACAUUCUCAUUCAUUCCCGGCAGCUAGACCUUUCUAUCAAGCAAUGCAACCACCUCUCCCACCAGGUGCUUCACAUGUUCAACAGCAACAACAUCAAUCUACACCUGAUCCUGACCCUCAAGGUUCAUCUUUGAAUAUAAUCGGUUCUCCAUCUGCUUUACAUACUCAACCACAACAUGGAUUUUAUCCUCCUCCUCCACAACCAAUACCAAUCAUGGGAUCUUCUUCAUCUGUCACAUCAUCAUUGCCAUCAUCGGCCAAUACCUCAACACUGACAAUUACUUCUACUACUGCUUCUACAACUAAUACUGGUGGUGCUCCACCUAUCCCAUUUUCAGUUCCAACUCAUAUUGAUGUUAAUCAAUACCCAGAUAUGACAACACUUGUUAAUUCUAAUGCUAAUAUUGUUGUUCCAUUGGUUGAACAUCGAUUUGUUGAUAAUAAAGUCUGUAUAAUUUGUGGUAAGAAGAUUACUAGAGAUAUGUCACGUCAUAUGAGAACCCAUCAAGCAGAGCUGAGAUUCAAUUGUAAGUUUCCAAAAAACCAAUGUCGUCAUAAACUGGGCAAAUUCAAUCGUCCUUAUGAUUUCAAGAAACAUUUAUUGAAUCGUCAUUUCAAAUUCGAUGAUCCAUCAAUCAAGAGAUUACAUAAUUUAAGUGAUAAAUUAAACCAUUGGGGAACAUGUCCUUGUGGAUUAAGAUUUUUAGGUAAAGAUUGGUUAGAUGAUCAUAUAUUAACAGAUGAUCCUACAAAGAAAUGUCCUUUCAUUGAAUAA